UGACAGCUGGGGCGGCUGUGAAGGUCAUAUAAGUGGAAGCCUAGUUGUGUCAAGAUGGAGAGCAUUUUUUGCCUCAAAAUCAACCAAGAAAAAUCAAGUUAAUUCCUUGCCCCUUUCUUAAAAGGGUUUUGUAAUUCUAAUAAGAAUAUUGUCAUAUUCUGGUCCUUGAGAUUUAGUUUAAUGACUCAAAUCAGUCACGUGGAACUCCUAGUCAUAGUUUGAUGUCAAUUUCACAUGUUUGAGCUGCAAAAUAUCCCCUAUAGGUGAUAAUGGAAUUUUCCUUAUGGCAUACAUCAGUGUUUGCAUCUGCAUUGAAUGCGGGAAUGCUUAUGAGCAACUAGUCUUCUGUGACAUUUUCCACUCAAAGGACCCUGGUUGGAGGGAAUGCACUUCAUGUGGCAAGCCUCUCCAUUGUGGAUGCAUUGCUUCCAACUCUUUGCUUGAGCUACUUGACAGUGGUGGUGUAAAUUGCAUUAGCUGCACAAAAAGUUCAGGAGUUUGCACUGCCAAAACUGAUGAAAAGGCUAAAGGAUUAGGCAUCACAAUGUCAAAAACUGUUGGUGAAAAGGUGUAA
This is a messenger RNA of Ilex paraguariensis (yerba mate), 574 nucleotides long. NCBI's taxonomy places the organism in Eukaryota, Viridiplantae, Streptophyta, Magnoliopsida, Aquifoliales, Aquifoliaceae. The record is from the annotation of a GenBank genome assembly.